AUGCUCUCACUUUCCCAAGAGGCGGGUCAGACAAUUAGUGAAACAGGCGAGGCUCUUCUGCCUCAAAUUUAUCCCAGUCCGCUCUGGCGAGUCCCCGCGGCGACUUCUGCGGAGGAGCUUCGCUCCUACACAGACUUUUACACUCAAGUCUGGUAUUAUCUGAACCUCCCAGCUGCCGUCACAGGAGCCUUCUAUUCAAUCGAGAAGGAAAACGGCCAAAGAAUCAAAGAGAGCACAGACAUGCAGUGCAUCCAGCUGAUUGGACUGGCGGUAUGA
Messenger RNA from Fusarium poae, 276 nucleotides. RefSeq lists its product as uncharacterized. Bases 1 to 276 code for a protein of 91 amino acids. The record is from RefSeq and is a predicted model, not a curated record. Lineage: Eukaryota; Fungi; Ascomycota; Sordariomycetes; Hypocreales; Nectriaceae. The transcript has 3 exons.